Molecule: messenger RNA, 1113 nt
Organism: Glycine soja
Lineage: Eukaryota; Viridiplantae; Streptophyta; Magnoliopsida; Fabales; Fabaceae
Product: probable aldo-keto reductase 1
Exons: 3
Coding region: 726-1064 (112 amino acids)
Cellular component (GO): cytoplasm
Source: RefSeq, a predicted model, not a curated record
UCUCCCUCUCUCAAAUUUUGAACACAAAGAUUGAUGCCCCACCCAUUUAGACUUCCAAAAGCUCAUUGAGGAUCCAUCCACUACUAAAAAAAAUAUGUUUUUAAUAUCAUCAAUUUAAUAUUGAUUUUAUGAAAAUUGGUGUAGGUACAUUUUUGUAAAUAAAAAAACUUUGUUAACAUCUAUCUUGUAAAACUCAUCUUGUGUAUAUCUCUUACCAUCCAUCUUGAUUAAAAUCGAUUUUAUUUUUUUUCUCAUUAUCAUCAGUUAUAUUGGUUAAUGUACGUUAACAAUGGUUAUUAAAAACGGACACUUGCUGCCUCAUUCUUCUCUUAACAUCAUCGUGAACCCUAAUUAGGUAUGAAUCUCUCCACGUUUUAUGAUCAAGCUCCUCCCUCCGAUACCCCUGUCGCCACACCCAAAGCCUCACCGUGACUGCCACAAGCCCUACCCCUCAAAGCCUCUCCUCUAACCACCAUUGUUCCACCUCCCACUACCUUUCGCUCUGGUCCCCGUUUUCUCGCACAACUCUGUUCUCUGAGAAGUGAAAAAUGGGAUCUGAGAUCUGAGGGUUUUGAAUCCGUUUCCAGAUAUGUGAAGUGCAAAAUGAGGUGUAAGAUCUGAGAUCUCUCAAACUCUUUCCAGAUCUGAGAUAUGAAACUCGUUUCCGUACGAAGGCACACUCACCGUCAACAACAAGUUGUUGAACCAGUGCGCGGUCUGUCAGGAUGAGUUCAAGAAGGAUGGGUGAACUUAAGAAAUUGGUGGAAGAGGAUAAAGGGAAGUAUAUUGGGUUAUCUGUUCAAAUGGCGUGGUCCCUAUGGACUCGUGACAUUGAAGAUGAUACAGUUCCUCUUUGUAGGGAGCUUGGAAUUGGAAUCGUACCAUACAGCCCUCUUGGCCGAGGCUUUUUUGGUGGCAAAGGAAUUGUGGAAAAUUUUAUUGCAAAUAGUUUCCUGGUACAAUAUUGUAGCAAUUACUUGUGUGAAAAAUUACACAAUAUCCAUGUAGAAAUUUUUGGAUGUGAAAAAUCAGAGCAGAUAAUAGCAAUCCAUUCUUCAUCUUGAACCUGAUGAAGUAAAUGUUGAGCAAAGUUGCUCCUUAUUUUAUAAUAAC